GAGACUGAAAAAGCUUUUGCUGUUAUGCUCAGGGUAGUCAUAUGUGUAUGCAAUUAGUAUCAUUGACGUCAUCGGUCAUUCUGAUGUCAUUUGUGGCCAAAUUGCCAUAGCCCCUGAAAAAAAAAAUUGGUCACAAUGUGUAAAAUAGAUGCCUGGAGGGGUCCUGAAUGUUUGCUGGUGAUAUCUCCAGCUGUUAAGGAGAUAUCUAUGGAAAAGUACAUGGGCCCGUUCCCAUUUCCCCUCCUCUAUGGGGCGUAGGCUAAGGAUCACAAUCAUAUCAAAUUGGAUUCAAUUGCAGGCUGCAGCCCCAUGGCCUCAACGGGCUCAACUUAGUCAAAAUCAUUGAGAGGAAUCAGUAAAGGGUAUCCGCAAUGAUGCGCCAGUGCCAGACCAUGAGAUAGAAAGUGAGCCAAAAGACCACACCAUUCCAUGCAUUCCAGUUCAAGAAAGUUUGCCACCAUCCUUACGAGAAAUAAAUGUAUAAUAAUAGCAUCAUGGGCUUCGGAAAUCCACACUGGUGAGACCUGGCCAGCAUCAAUUAAAAUGGACAUCACUACAGAUGAGGCAAUGCCAGAGCAGGGUUUGGUGAAUUCAGGAUGGAGCACCUUACCCCAUGAAGUGUUGGCACAGAUAUUCAGUUACCUGGAUGUGAGCUCGAUCGGCCGCUGCGGCCGCGUCUGCCGCGGCUGGACCGAGGCCGUUCACGACAUCCUCCUCUGGAAACACAAGUUCGCAGAGGACUUUGGCCUCGAUGUCACUGCCUGCAAGCUGCCUAAGCCAACCAAAACUGGUGGCAGUGUGACGUGGCGCAGCGAGUACCGUCGCGUUGUGGAGACGACGCCGUGCUUUCUGACGGACGAGCUGCACGACCACGACCAUCAGGUGCUGCACGUGUCCUUCUCGCACGACGGACGUCACUUCGCCACCUGCUCCAAGGAUGGCCAUGUCUUGCUCUGGGACGCAGCGCACCCGGUACGGAUCCGACAGUACCGUGACAUGCGUAUAUUCGGCUGGAAGUACACUCAGUUCUCCGAGUUUAACGCCGAUGACUCGCUUCUGCUCGUGUCCGGAGUGCAUCUGGGAGACCACAGCAUCACUGGAGAGAUUGCCGUCUUCACUGUGGACGAUGAGUUUGAGCUGCAGUGUCGGAUUGAGAACAAGCCCUACGACAUUUUCGGCACCUGGUUCAACAGCGAGUAUGUUGUGUCGGGUCAGCUGCGGUGGCUCAGCCACGACACGGUCUCAGAGUCCAAACUGUGGCUCAACAAGGCGAAUCAGGAGAUCACCUCAGAGCACAUCUCAAUCGUGCAGCCCAUGUUCCGCUUCUUCAACGGCAACGUGUGCUUCUGCCGGAUGCUACGGAUCGCCGAGUUCUCCGUGCAGCCGUCGGUGAUCUGGGACGGGGAGAUUGCUGAGCGCGCACAGACCGGUAACCCGAUGUCGCGCGCCGCCGCGCCGCCCGGCCAGCGCUGGGUGGGCCUGGGAUGGCGCGAGGUGGAGCCGGAUGGGGAGGCCGGCCAACAGCUGAUGGAUACCGGAGAGCCCCCGCCGCCACCGCGGCCGCCGGUCGGCGCGGCAGCGGGUGAUGAGACGAGGAUGCCAGGGAAGGAGGAGAAGCGACGAGUGAAAUAUUUGAUCUUCACAACUGGAUCAAAAACUUACACACCGCAUCAAAUUGGCUUCAAGCGUCUGGAUGGUUUUCGGAUCCAGACUCGAAUCGCUCCUGGUCCGUCACUGCGUGAGCGUGUCGAGUUCCGUCGCCGAGCCGAGCAGCUACACGAGGAGCUGCGUGCUGCCGGCGUGCCGCCGCCAGAGCCCGACUAUAACGACUGGGAGUCGGUGUGUGACCAGUUUGACAGUGUGGAUCACGUGAUCGACCUGCACGGACACAUCAUCGGCAUGUGUCUCAGUCCAAACCAGAGGUACCUGUUUGUCAACACGCGACCGUGGCCUGAGAAUUACGUCAUCCGCAACCCGCGCGAUCCGCCGCCAAUUGCUCGGGAGAUCGACAUUCACGUCAUCGAUGUGGCGACCAAGAAGCAGAUUGGCAAGUCUUACCGUGCUCACCGUGCCUAUACCUGCAACGAAGGCUGCUUCUUUCUGUUCGUGGACGUCACCAAACAUUUCGUGGCGAGCGGCGCCGAGGACAAGCACGCCUACCUGUGGGACCGUCACCACGCCGUUUGUCUGAGCCGCUACCCCCACGCGGACGUGGUGAACGCGGUGGCCUUCAACCCGGCUGACCCGGGAAUGAUGGUCACCGUCUCGGACGACCGGACUGUGAAGGUCUGGCGUUCUCGGCUCAACUGUGAGCAGAACGGCAUAGACACUGCAGACCUACCUCACUGUAUCAAACACCGCACCAGACGGCCGCGGCCGCGGCGGCGAGCCCACACUACUGCCACCUAGCGGUGAGGUUUUGCACUGCAGCCUACUACCGCCGCCGCCGCGGAGGGCAGGCGCGGUAGUCAGUGCCAGGGCACUAAAGAGUCGUCAGUGCCUUGCCGAGUGUUCAUCGCAUUGGUGGUGCUUCGGAGUGUGCUACUGACUAACUGUUUUCUGUGAUAUCGUAUGGUGGGCCGGGUCGGCCCGCGUGGUAUGCCGCUACCGGAGAGUAAGUUAGUUCUGGUGGGCGGUCCACAUCAGUAGGGGGAUGGUCUCGAAAGUCAUCUCCCACUUCCCAGAGUAGCGCGGAGACGCAGUUCGGGAGGUGCUAUUUGUGAAGUCCUGUAGGUCUCCGGGAGGAGAGGGUCCGUCAACUCCACCCGUCAGAAGCGACGAUUGCCGAGAGCUUAUGAGGACGAGGCCGGAACUUUGAGCCUGGGUAGGUACUGAUGCUGAUCAUGGGAUUGACACUGGGUUAAUUCAGCGGCGAUUUGGAGCUUAAUUCGAGACUGAUGUGUCUCGGGAGUCUUGCCCUCCUUAGUCGAGACUUGAGACAAUAGUAACCGAGUCGGAACCUCAAAACGAGCCAAUAUUUGUGGUUCGUCAUCGAAGGAAUGGUUGUGUAACUUGUUUUGCUUUUACAAGGGUUUUUUAAAGUGUGUUAAGUAGCGAGCUUGUCACUAUUCGUAGAUUGAUGACUGUAGCUUCGUAUAAUCGAUUGUGUUGUUGCUAGAUUGUCAUUUAGGGGGUAUGAGUUGUGAUUGAAAACCAAAUGAGAGGCAUCUGGCUGACAAAUGAAUCAGUCUGGCCACACUGGUCGAAUUGGACUAUAAAGGGUUCUGUCGUCUCCCGUCCACAAUUUUUCCGAGUUCACGUAAUGAGCGACCUAUCAGCCGAAGUUCUACGGAGAGCGAGUGCCUUCGGACGGCUUGGCUCGUCUCGACGGUAUAUUUGGAGCCCAGUGUUCAGGCCACAUAGUGGUAUAUCCCACUUCAUUCAACUAUUAGCUUUAUUCAAACGUCCGCUGUAGCUAUGAUUGUCACUGAAAAAAGACAUUUUAUUAAUUUGUUCGAGCUACAGUCACUCUGUGAUUCGUAGUCAUGUUAUUACAGCCACAGUAUAAAACUCUUGCACUACAUAUUGUGGCUUAUGAUCAUACAGCACCGUCUUCGCACGUCUCUUGACGUCUUUACGGUCGGUCUGUAGUCCAGAGUCACACCACAAUUACUUGUGAAGCCACCAAAAAGCUGUGAACUGAGACGGAUCACAGCACAUUGCGGUUACAUUGUACACAAUCGAGUUGCAAGAUAUGCACCACGCUUAGUCAGCUGUUGACACCAGUCAAAGCCGCUUUUGUCUGUCCGCUCCCUUUCGUACGUGGUGUUCGCAGCAGAAAACAUGUCGCCCCCACCGCCUGUCGCUACCGUGGUCCCAGCGACAACAAAGCCUACCCUGGUAACAAAACCAGCUCCCAGCUACAACAAAGCCUACCCUGGUAACAAAACCAGCGUAUUUCUGAUCAAAUCUUGUGAUAUGUCAGUGGGAUAUACCAUUGGCAGAAAUUGAUCCGAAGGAUAUCAAUUGAUCGUAGAAUUAGCUGUUUUGCCGGCAUAUUCGGCCAAUAGUCUGUACGAUUUUCAGCAGAUUUCACAAGGUGGGUGACUGAUUUCUACAUUAGUCAUCCACAUAAUAUCUGUGUCUUCAAUCUGUGUGUGUUGUUUUGUUCGUUAUCUGUGUGUACUCGCUGGAGCCCGUUUGCCCGGCACUAGCUGUGCAAUGGAGGGUGUUAAGACGUGCUGCUUUAUUUACAAAUGAUUCACAUAUGCCACUGUCGGAGCGCACUCAUCGAUAUAUGUACUCGUUGGUAGACGCCUUAUGCCGGAUUGUUUAGCCGCGUGCUGGGUGGUGCUGUGUAAUACAGUCUAUUUUAUAUUUAA
Molecule: messenger RNA, 4322 nt
Organism: Amphibalanus amphitrite
Lineage: Eukaryota; Metazoa; Arthropoda; Thecostraca; Balanomorpha; Balanidae
Product: F-box/WD repeat-containing protein 5-like
Exons: 14
Coding region: 430-2409 (659 amino acids)
Biological process (GO): protein ubiquitination
Cellular component (GO): Cul4-RING E3 ubiquitin ligase complex; SCF ubiquitin ligase complex
Molecular function (GO): protein binding
Source: RefSeq, a predicted model, not a curated record